Ceutorhynchus assimilis (cabbage seed weevil) is the source of this 2998-nucleotide messenger RNA. The record is from the annotation of a GenBank genome assembly. NCBI's taxonomy places the organism in Eukaryota, Metazoa, Arthropoda, Insecta, Coleoptera, Curculionidae.
GUCCGGAAAGUGUCAAUGCCAUUUUUCAAAAAUAAAUACUCUCCCCAAAAUAAUGAUUUUAAAAUGAAUUUCAUUCUACAAAACGCUUUUAAAUUAACUUCAGUUGCUCAAAUUAGGAAAUCAGCCUUACAGGAGCUCCAAUUAUCAAAGAUGAGUAAUGAAGUUGAAAAAGCCUCCAAAGCAAAAUACGAGAAAAAUACUGAAACUAUAUUCGAUAAAAUCAUUGCCAAAAAAAUUCCAGCAGAUAUUAUUUACGAAGACGAGCAAUGUUUGGCUUUUAACGAUGUUAAUCCACAGGCUCCUGUACAUUUUCUUGUAAUUCCUAAACACCGAAUUCCUAUGUUGGAUGAGGCAAAAGACAGUGAUAGUGAAAUUUUAGGUCACUUAAUGUUGGUAGCAAGCAAAUUGGGCAAACAAAAAUUACCAAAAGGAUAUCGUUUAGUGAUAAAUAAUGGCAAAGAUGGAUGUCAGUCAGUUUAUCAUUUACACUUGCAUGUUUUAGGUGGAAGGCAAAUGAAAUGGCCUCCAGGAUAAAUAAAAUUAAUCUAUUUAUUCACAAUUUACUUUUCACAGCCUUAUCAUAUUCUUUCUCCCACUCGAAAGAUUCCUUUUCCUUCAAAUUGUAAGAUUUUCCGUGUUUUCCAAUGCCACUCAAAAAUUUUUUUGCACCCUCUAUUAUGUCUUUUACUUUCAAACUUUUAGCUUUUUCUUUUUCAUAUUUCAACAGUUCAUCAUAGACUUGGUUGAAAGCAGCAUUGUAGGUUGAAUUUCUAUCAGAAUUGAGACAGUCUUGAGGAAAUUUUGUUAGGCAAGUUGCUAAUUGCAAGGCUUGACCAAAACCUAAAAUUUGUCAAUAGACACAAUCAUUUUAAGAAAAUAGUAAUAAUAUAAACCUGUUCCACAAGCAACUAUCCUGUUAGCUAAACCCCAUUCGAAGGCCUCUUUUGCAGUCAAAGUUCUACCAGUCAAAAUUAAAUCUAAAGCUCUAGAUAAACCUAUGACUGCUGGUAAUCUAACUGUUGCGCCAUCAACUAAAGGAACACCAAAUCUUCGUCCAUAUAAUCCAACAAUAGCAGUUUCUUCCAUGACCCUUAAAUCACAUAAAAGUGCUAGUUCUAAGCCACCAGCGACUGUAUAGCCUGAAAGUGCAGCUAUCAUAGGUUUGUUAACAGUUUUUUUAGAGGGUAACUGCAAAGUUUAGAUUUUAGUUGCGGAAAUGUUUGGGUAUUCAACUACCUACUAGUGAGCAAUUCAAUUUUUCAUUCUCAGCUAUUUCUGCUAAAUCAAAUCCAGAACAAAAGUUGCCCCCUGUUCCAUAUAAAACUGCCACAGAGGCACUAGGGUCUCGCUCGAAACUUGAAAUAGCUGCUUCUAACAUUUCGCUUGUUGAUUUAUCUAUACAGUUCCGUUUGUCAGGCCUGUUUAUACCUAUUGUGGUGAUCAAGCCCAUUUUUUCUACUAAAAUAUCUGGAAAAAGAGUUAAUUUUUCUGGAUUUUUUGUUGAUAAUUUAUAUUCUUACUAUUUUUGUCCUUGGCUUUUGUUGACAUGCUCUUACACAACGAAUUUAUUAUACGUCUACUAAGCAUAGUUCAAUGCUAUGACAUUAUAAUGGUAUUUACUAAUUAGUUUACUGGAAAAAUAAGAAAAUUGUGAAAUAAAUACAUGUAAAUAAAAAUGAGUGCCCGUCUUGUUAGAGGAGGGCUUAUCGAUCGAUAUAGGUACAUCGAUACAGCCUCGAGGAUGGUGCAUAUCGAUAUGAAUUCGUCAUAUAUUGAUAAGGAGCUUGCAAAAAGUCAAUGGGUACGUUCACCAGAGGACGCGGAUUCUGUGCUCUGUUGCUUUUUUACAUGUUGAAUGAGUGACGUCACUACCAGCAGCUCAUAAUGAUGACGUCACGCGCAGACCUCAAUCUUGGCUUGGGAUUCAGGCUGUGCUAGUGAGUUAAUUUUUUCGUCGAUUUUAAAUGUAAAAAUGGUGAUUUUCGGUCUAUUCUCACAGAAGAAAUGUGUGUGUACAACUCCAAAUAAAUCAAUAUUUAUUUUCAAAAUCUUAAUUUAACUUAUCGCAAAACUACUACAUAGUAUAGAUAACUAAUUAGAAACUCAGUAAUCCAUUGGGUAAUGGUAAUUGAAAAAUAUUUAAAUCAAUAAUUCUAAUUUGAGUUAAAAGCCCUUAACAUAAUCUAGAGGUACGCUCAAGUUUGAACACAAUAUAAGAAAAUACUUUGCACAAGCACCUUGAAUUCAACUUAAAAAUUACAAAAUAGAGGAAUUCAAUAAUUAAUAUAUCGAUGAAUCAAUAAUUUGAAUUGAAUAGCAUCAAAACAUAAUAGGUCUGUUUCUGUCCGCAGAAAUAACGAACCAGUCCGAGUGAAUUUUAUUCGUUGAAAUUAGUUUUCUGACUAUUUUCAACCAGUGAAAUUCGCUCUGACUGGUUUGUGAUUUCUGCAGAAACAGACCUAUAGUCAUCAAAUUCAGUCACAAAAAAAAAGGAGGUAUUAUUUCAUUAAAAAAAGAAAAUUUUCUCAAACCAUAAGCACCCUUAAAUUUACUCUAAAUAAAUUCCAAACUGGGCAAAUAACAUGUCCUCGUGGUCAUGGCAGAGUCAAUGUAUUAUCCAAAGAACAUUACGGUUCAUGUUCCUCUGUUUCAACACUGGGCGAGUUCCAAGAUAGUCUUUCCUCAUAGAAUUUUAUGACUACUUGUGGGCAUUUAACGUUAGCUUGUUUGGCUGGCACCAGAUCGGCCUCGUCAGUUCCCACCCAUUUCAUUAAAAACAUUAGAGGUCCUGAACUGUUGGUUGCUCCAAUUAUCUUUUCGGGCUCAAGCCCCCUGUCAAAACCAUGUAAUUUUUUUUCAUCCGGUUUGAAUGGUUUUUUACCAGACUUCAAUUCUGAGGUUGGGGUCCCUGUACUUUUUCUUUUUUUGCUUUUUUCAGCCUCUUUUGCUACCCGAUCGGCUUCGAAGGCUUUUAUAAGGCUUGGACAAUCGAGAUUAC